AGUUUUGUUUCAAUGGUGACGUCCCCUGGUUGCCUGUGCUGCUUCCCACAGCUCAUCUCAAUGCGCUUCGGAAUGUCAGCGGCAAUCGGGGUCAGAGUUUAAAUCAUUUGAACUUUCAGCGCAGCGCUCGCGGGCAGAGCGGUUUGGUCCGCUGAUCGGACGAUGCGAAAGUUUUGACUCAGGCGCUAUACCCGUGCACACUAACAAGAACGAUUGACUUUGGGCUGUCGGUAUAACGUUAGCAGAAUGGCAGUUUUAUAUGUCAUUUUGAGCUGGACGGUUAUGUUUCUGCUAUUUCUGGCUUUCAUAGCGUUUCUUAGUUUCUGCCUGUACAUGAAACACAUUCAUAACAAAUAUGACCACAUACCGGGGCCACCGAGAGACAGUUUUCUCUUCGGACAUUCACCAUCGUUUUUGAGGGCAUUGAAAAAUGACGAAGUUAUAUUCGACACGUUCCUGGAAUGGGCCGAGAAUUAUGGGCCUGUUUGCAGGCUGAAUCUUCUGCAUUAUGUUGUAAUACUUGUAACCUGCCCAGAGGGAACUAAGGAGAUUCUGAUGUCCCCAAAGUAUCCAAAAGAUUACUCCUACAAGAGACUCUCCCAACUGUUUGGUCUAAGGUUCCUAGGUAAUGGCCUUGUAACAACACAAGAUCAUGAACUGUGGUAUAAACAGCGCCGGAUCAUGGACCCCUUGUUCAGCAGCUUGUAUUUGAGAGGGCUAAUGGACACCUUCAACGAGAGGGCAGAGAAACUCAUGACUAAACUUGUGGAAGUCGCUGAUAACCAAACAGAGGCCAGCAUGCUCCGCCUUGUCAACUUUGUUACUCUUGAUGUUAUCGCUAAGGUUGCUUUUGGUAUGGAUUUAGACAUGCUCAAGAAUAAGUCAGUCUUCCCUGACGCCAUCCAGAAAUGUCUGAAAGGGAUGGUCUUCAAUAUCAGAGACAUCUUUUUUCAGUACAAGCCAAAGAACCGACCAUUCGUUAAAGAAGUGAGGGAAGCUUGCCGCCUGCUGCGCACAACCGGAGCUCAGUGGAUUCAUGACAGAAAGACGGCCAUGCAAAAUGGCGAGGAUGUCUCCAAGGACAUCCUCACCCAGAUCAUCAAAUCAGCGGGAAAAGAGGAAAGCAUGACUUCAGAAGAUGAAGAGUUAAUGUUGGACAAUUUUGUGACAUUUUUCAUUGCGGGCCAAGAAACAACAACCAAUCAAGUGGCUUUUUGCAUCAUGGAGCUUACAAGACAUCCUGACAUACUGGAGAAACUGAAGAAAGAGGUGGAUGACGUCAUCGGGAUGAAACGUGACAUCAGUUAUGACGAUCUGGGGAAACUGGUCUACCUCUCACAGGUGCUAAAAGAGACUCUGAGGAUUUACCCGACGGCUCCAGCCACAACUCGUGAUGUACCGAAUGACAUUGUCAUUGACGGUAUCCACAUACCUAAAGGAGUCGCGUGCUUUUUCAGCUCCUAUGUGACUGGGAGAAUGGACAAAUUCUUCAAGGACCCGCUGAAAUUUGAUCCAGACAGAUUUCACCCAGAUGCUCCCAAGCCUUAUUACUGCUACUACCCCUUUUCCCUCGGUCCACGCUCAUGCCUGGGACAGACCUUUGCACAGAUGGAGGCCAAAUUGGUGAUGGCAAAGCUGCUCCAGAGGUUUGACUUUACCCUUUCGCCGGGUCAGACCUUUGACAUCGUGGACAAUGGCACACUCAGGCCGAAGAGCGGAGUGGUGUGCUCUGUGAGACACAGGAAUGACAAGAAAUAGAUGGUCAUACUGUACCAUAUAACAUAAGAAGAAACCGUAAUGUUUCAUGUGGUGUAAUUGGGUUGUUGGGUUGCUUAUGUUAGCUUACUGCCUGCGACUUUGUACUCCUGCCCCAGCCACAAGCCUCUUAUGCUGCAGAGUUGUCUUUAGCACAAACACUUAAAUGCUGAAUUCACCAUUUUUACAUUGAUCAACUGUUUGUCACAUUAUUUUACUGUACUAUGCACUCAACCUGCUGUGUAUUUGGCCAUUACUGACAAUGUACACAGGGGGGCGCUGUGACCUUACAAAUAAAUCUCAAUAGCACCUGUUAAAUGUCAAUUU
Cottoperca gobio is the source of this 2082-nucleotide messenger RNA. RefSeq names its product cholesterol 24-hydroxylase-like. NCBI's taxonomy places the organism in Eukaryota, Metazoa, Chordata, Actinopteri, Perciformes, Bovichtidae. Gene Ontology annotation, biological process: cholesterol catabolic process. The transcript has 15 exons. Gene Ontology annotation, molecular function: cholesterol 24-hydroxylase activity; heme binding; iron ion binding. The coding region runs from base 247 to 1758 and encodes 503 amino acids. The record is from RefSeq and is a predicted model, not a curated record.